Messenger RNA from Beta vulgaris subsp. vulgaris (sugar beet), 5819 nucleotides. RefSeq lists its product as uncharacterized. NCBI's taxonomy places the organism in Eukaryota, Viridiplantae, Streptophyta, Magnoliopsida, Caryophyllales, Amaranthaceae. The record is from RefSeq and is a predicted model, not a curated record. Bases 2914 to 5259 code for a protein of 781 amino acids. Gene Ontology annotation, cellular component: plasma membrane. The transcript has 5 exons. Gene Ontology annotation, molecular function: protein phosphatase 1 binding; protein phosphatase regulator activity.
GCGACAUUAUUUGUACGGAGUUUCAUGUAAGGUGUUCACGGAUCAUAAAAGUUUGAAGUAUAUCUUCACUCAAAAAGAUAUGAACAUGAGGCAAAGAAGAUGGUUAGAGUUGCUCAAAGAUUACGACAUCGACAUUCAAUAUCAUCCCGGAAAAGCAAAUAAGGUGGCAGAUGCACUUAGUAGAAGGCCAAGGAGUGAAUUAAGCUUUUUAUCGCAAUGCCAGAUGAACUGAGUAAAGAGAUAGAGUUAUUUGAACUCGUUUUAGUACGUUCAGGGGAAAUUGGAGGAACCAUUAAUGCUUUAACUGUCCAACCUGACCUAUACUCAGAGAUUCGGGAAAAGUAAAUCCAAGAUGCAUUCCUGCAGGGUGUCAAAGAAAAGAUUAAGAAUGGCGAAACUCAGGAAUUUGCUCAAUAUGAAGAUGGAAGUAUUAGACUGAGGGGACGAUGGUGUGUUCCCGAGGAUCAGGAUUUAAGACAGAGGAUUUUGAAGGAAGCUCAUAGUAGUCCGUAUUCAGUGCAUCCUGGUAGGGACAAAAUGGUGCGAGAUCUUAAGAAAUACUUCUGGUGGAGAGGCCUCAAGAAGGAUGUAGCGAGAUAUGUAGCGAGAUGUUUAACAUGUCAAAAGGUGAAGUUUGAGCGCCAGAAGGCACCUGGGUUAUUGCAACCAUUACCUAUUCCAGAAUGGAAAUGGGAUUGUGUCUCAAUGGAUUUCGUGUCUGGGUUACCAAGAUCUAGGAAAGGAAAUGACUUAAUUGGGGUAAUAGUGGAUCGUCUCACAAAAACGGCGCGAUUUCUUGCAAUAAAGGGGACUUGGAAUCAGUCGCAGAUGGCUGAUGCUUACGUUCGGAAUAUUGUUCGUCUUCAUGGGGUACCAGUAAGCAUUGUUUCGGAUAGAGACCCCCGAUUUCUGGCUGAUUUCUGGGAGAAACUUCAGGAAGCUUUUGGAACAACAUUGAAAUUUAGUACAGCAUUUCAUCCUGCUACCGAUGGUCAAACUGAACGUACAAUUCAGGUAUUGGAAGAUAUGUUGCGAGCUUCUGUUUUGGAAUUCCAAGGGUCUUGGGAAGAUCAUUUAGCUUUGAUAGAAUUCUCUUAUAACAAUAGUCAUCAAACCACAAUAGGAAUGGCUCCAUAUGAAGCCCUGUAUGGUCGGAAGUGCCGAACGCCGAUUUGUUGGGAAGAUUUAAGGAAUAGAGUACCUGUAUACACAAGGCCAAUUACAAUUAUGUCUUCCUCAAUUGAAGUCAUUGAGAAUAGAAAGAUGCCCAUUGCUGACAUUUAUGCCGCUGUGUCCCAAGACAGAAAAACUGCAUUUAGUUGUAUUUAAUGAAUGACUCCGGAUAGUGCAUACUAAAGGAGAUGAGAAUUUCUAUGCUCCAUUACAUUCAUCAUCAUCUGAUCCUGAAAACCCGAGGAGCACUAUUCCCAUUCCCAUGUUAAGAGAGGUAUACAUAAACAAUGUGGCAUGGCUAAAUUCGCUGCCUAUGGAGGCUUUUAGGUGUCUCACUCAUAUGACAAUAAAAAACGACAAGGUAGAGAGUUUGGGAGAAGUUGGGGAGGUGUUUCGGAGCUGCUCAUCUUCUUUGCGAUCCUUGAAUAUCACAGGUUGCUCCAACUUAAGAAGUGUUUCUGGAGGGCUGGAGCAUCUCACUACUUUGGAGAUGUUAGAAAUAUACGACACCCAUAAGCUGAGUCUUUCAGAAGACCCAGAAGGUGUUGUGCCAUGGAAAUCCCUUCAUCACUCCCUCAGCUACUUGCAAUUGAUGAAUCUCCCACAGCUGGUCAACCUGCCUGAUUCGAUGCAGUUCUUGGUCUCCCUCCAAACCCUUUCAAUGGUGCAUUGCAGUAAACUGGAAUCAGUGCCAGAUUGGAUGCCCCAACUCACUUCCCUCAGGAAGCUUAUGGUUUCAUUCUGUUCCGCACAUCUGGAGAGAAGAUGUCAAAAUCCAACUGGGGUGGACUGGCCUAACAUUCAACACAUCCCCUCCAUUGAUGUCACCUCUAGCCGUCCUAAGUUUUUAGUGUUGCCGUAUGAAUAGGUAUAUACUUCUUUGGUUUUGGUUCGUGCUUCCAUUUAGCUCAAAUUGGAAACGAGUGUAUGACAUCAGAGUCUUCUCAACGGUGACCAAUCUGCAGUUAUUACCCUACGUGUAUGUUCUGAUUUAUAGUGAUGGCAAUGUUCAAUAGUUCAUUAUAAUCGCAAAUCAAAUUUCUUUGUCCAUUGUUUAUAAUCCCAAAUCCAAUUUCUUUGGAAGAUUGUGCUGAGGAGAGCUUGAUGAAGGAACUUGUUUAAGGUUUUUUCUCUUAUAGAUUAUCUUUCUACCAUUGUUUAUAAUCCCAAAUGCAUCUUGGUCUGAGAAGGAAUUCCAUAUUUUUUCUAGUUUUACUUGAGGUUAAGGCUGUUUAUAAUCACAGGCUUUGCCAAUAGCAUAAUUUUUAUAAAGUACUACUGUACAGAUUAUAAUCUUCAAAGGUUUGAGAGAAUCGUCCUAAAUUCAUGUAAAGUUGGAGUUAAGGAGCAGGAAAUGGAGUUACUCAAGUGUUAAUGCAAUCAGCUCAAAAAAUUACUAAUACAGAACUUAUUCGUGGCACAACUCAGAAGCCUUUAUAAUUAUAAAAGUAGUAAAGAUUUCGUUCGGAAAGAAUUAUUCAUAUUAGAGUACAAUGAAUAAUUUGCUUUGGCAAAGCCAUCUGAAGGUCCUUAAGAAAUGUUUAAUGCAGGUGAUUUAACUUGCUGUGAUUAUGUCACCAGGAGAACUUGCUUAUCAAAGAAUUCAGUAGCAAGUUGGUCGAUACUCGACAGAACAUCCUUAUCAAACAUGUUAAUGCAGAGCUUUCUCGAGACCCCGCCUCCUGACCGUGCCCAGCACACCCCAACCAUUCCCAGCUCUACUAGCUAGUAUCAGCAUACAUGGCCAACAUGGGAAGAGCCAGGACUGUAAGCAUGUCGUUUACUGAGUCACAGCUGCUGUCAGCAGCAGGAGAUGGAGAUGAGGAAUUCCUAAUAGAAGCUCUUGCUACUCAACCUAUUGAUUACUUCCUAACGCGGAGCAAAAACAAAAAUGGUGAAGAACAUUGCAAUAUUAUCCACAUUGCAGUGUUAAAUGAACAAGCAAAGUUCCUCAAUCGAGCAUUGAGUAUAUUACCCAUCUCAACUCUGCAUCUCCUUCUCUGUCAGCAAGAUUUUUCCUACUUUAGUUACAACCCUCUUCACUGUGCAUCUUUACGAGGUAACUUUACUAUUGUCAAGCUCCUCGUCGAGUUUUACGAAUCAUCAUCAUCUUCUUCUUCGUCGUUGGUUGAUCGAAGCUGUAGGCCAUGGUUAGCCAAGGAUGUGAACGGGAAGACGCCUUUGCAGGUGGCUUUGGAUAGGGGUAGAGAUGAAUGUGCAUUAAAAAUAAUGGGAUUAGAUGAAGAAUUGCUUUGUAAUAUGGUUGAUAAUAAAGGUAACAGCCCGCUAUUUCAAGCUGUACAAAGAGGUUGUGAACAAAUUGCUAUGAAGAUCUUGGCAUCGGGGCAUUCUUAUAGUACUGGUGGCGAGUAUGAGUUGACUCCCCUUCAUGUUCUACCAAAUUGCUCAGAGGAAGUUUGCGAACUUCUACUUGACAAGCAUCCAGAAAUGAUAAAAGCAGUCGACAAAAAUGGACUUACAAUCCUACACAAAUGGGCAAUGAUGGAUAAACUAUGGCCAUUUCAAUUUCUUUUAAAGCAAGAAAAAAGUUCUAGGUUGAGGAAGGACUUCAUCAACCUUUUAUGUGCAACUGAGAAGUCGACAGGCAACAAUCCUUUACACACAGCAGCUUAUUACCACAAUGAAGAAACUGUGCAGGUUGUGCAGCAUCUUGUAGAAGCUUAUAUAGAUGCUAAGGAACAAGGAGUGGAACUUCAGCCGAGCCCUUGGACAUGUGAGAAUAUAGAAGGAGAUACACCUUUGAUGGUAUCCUUAAUCAACAAACAUGAAAAAUUGGCACUGUAUUUCAUGUCUGUGGAUAUGGAGAAUUCAGUUGUAUAUGCAACCAAGAGUGUACUAUAUUGUGCUGUACUGCGUGGAUGUGAUGAAGUUGCAGAAGAAACAGUGGCUUCAGUUGAUCCUGCCUGCUUCAGCUUCAUGCAGCUUAAAGACGAUGGUGGGCGAAAUGUCUUGCAUGUUGCAUCAAAUUGCACAGAGAGAACAGGCACCUUGUUGGUGGAAAAGCUAGCUUGGUUGAUCAACGAGCCAGAUGAUGAUGGAAAGAGACCCCUUGAUAUAGCUUCAGAAGUUGGUAACGCAUGGCUUAUAAAAUUACUGCUGACAAAAGACCCUUCCUCAAACACAAGUGCGCCAUUUGCUUGGAUUGAAGCAUGUAAAAAAGGCUACUUAUCAGCUAUACAUGCUUUCAUAGACCAUUCCCCUGAUUUUAGAACAUUUUGUCUCCAAAGAAAAGACUCUCCUUUACAUCACAUACAACUGAGAAGUUACAAAGAAUACCAAGAAUUUCUUGCUAUUCCGUUGAUUCAAGAGAUGAAAAAUAUGCUCGAUUUCAGUGGUUCAACGCCCUUGCAUCGAGCAUUAGAACGUAAGGAUAUCCUCCUUGCUGAAGCACUGCUCUCUGGCGAUGGGGUUCAUAGAAGCAUCAAAGAUAAAAAUGGUAAAACUGCUACCGACCUGCUAGUAAAGCUGUGCGACCAAGAGUAUGAAUGGGAUACUAUGUGCAAACGUACACAAAUUAGUCCGUGGCUAACGACAAACUAUAUCGGAACUUCCUUUGCUAAUGCGGCCUUUAGAUACAGAGGCAAUACAAGACUUGGUACAACACCAUCAGCAGGAGAAAUGCGUAGCACACUUUCAGUCGUAGCAGCCCUUCUAGCAACCCUUACAUUUGCAGCUGGGUUUACACUUCCUGGAGGCCUUAACGAAGAUACUGGUGAAGCCAUCUUAGCAAAGAAGGUUUCAUUUCUAGUGUUUAUACUAGCAGACACAUACGCGAUGUGUUGCUCCAUGUUGGUGCUGUUCUGCCUCAUAUGGUCUAUGGUUAGCGACAGAGAUAAGUCACUUCUACUGAUUGAUCGAAGUGUUGUGAUACUCGUCCAAUCACUUUAUGGAACGUUAAUAGCAUUUAUGGCUGGAGUUUACACUGCUAUAUCACACAAGUCUUUGUGGGCAGCUAUUAUAGUCAUUGUUAUGUGCUCUUUCGUUGCGAUUUCAGCUAACAGAGCUAUUCUGGAUAAAGUGCUUGAUAAGUUGAUCCCUUCGGCUGAUAGUAAGAGAAGAAAUUAAACCCAGACACUGGAUGGAUUUCUGGAUGAUGUAGGCUCUCCUAUAAUCUUUCACUAUCUUAUGAUUUUGGAUAUUACUGUCUGCAAAUGUUAAACUCACACAUUGCUAUUAUAGUUCUUUGUUAUGCAAGUAUGGAUUCAACUAGUGGUGUCAGAAACAGAUCUGACCGCUGGGUCAACCUGAUUCUGACCUGACUUGAACCUGGUUCGACCUGGGAGGGUCAGUCUCCAGACCUGACCGAAACCUGACCUGGGAUUACCCAGACCUGACCGGCACCCGACAAGAUUAUAUCCUGACCUGUUCAGACAGACCUGCUCUCAAACCCGAACCCGACCGUAAUCAACAAGAUAUUAUAAAAAUUCAAUUAUUUUUUAUAUCUACAAAAUUAUUUAAAUAUGUUAAUUUAUAAAUUUGCUUACAUUUAAUAAUUAAUUAAAUAAAAAAUUAAAUUACAUUCAACCUAACCAUUUGAGGGUUACACUUUCAAUAUCAUGUAUUGGUUUAUAUUUUUAUUUCAUUUAUUUUUGAAUUAUUUGUAACAUUACUCUCUUAAUUCAUGU